This is a messenger RNA of Copidosoma floridanum, 611 nucleotides long. RefSeq names its product Late endosomal/lysosomal adaptor, MAPK and MTOR activator 3 (gene Lamtor3). Gene Ontology annotation, biological process: cellular response to amino acid stimulus; positive regulation of TOR signaling. The record is from RefSeq and is a predicted model, not a curated record. Gene Ontology annotation, cellular component: Ragulator complex. NCBI's taxonomy places the organism in Eukaryota, Metazoa, Arthropoda, Insecta, Hymenoptera, Encyrtidae.
CAAGAAACUGUCAACAUCAGUUUUCUUUGAAGGAUAUCAAAUCUACGAUUUUAACCAUAUUGUAUAGUUAUUUUCGAAUCCGCCCAAAAUGACCGCAGACAUAAGAAAAUUUUUGCAAGGGUUGUUGGGCAAAGUUGAAGGUCUUCACAGUAUUUUGAUAACGGAUAGAGAUGGAGUUCCGGCAGUAUUGGUUGCUAACGACAAAGCUCCGGAAUUGGCAAUGAGAGCAAACUUUCUCUCUACUUUUGGGAUGGCCACUGAUCAAGGAAGCAAACUAGGCCUUGGAAAGAACAAUACAGUUAUCGUCAUGUACAAUAACUAUCAGGUAGUACAGAUGAACAAGCUGCCUCUGGUGAUAAGUUUCAUUGCGAGCCAAGACUGCAACACUGGACACAUUCUUGAUUUGGAAAAGAAGAUCGAUCCUGUGUUAAAUCAACUGAAAAAUGCUGUUAAAGAUGCAUGAUGGUUACCUGUUGUUCAUUAUGGAAGAUAAUUAAUGUCAAGCCCAACAAAAAGUGGCAUUGUGAUAAAGACUCGAGUGUUGUUAGGUGACACGCUGUUGGACGAAUCUUCUCCACAAGUCACUUUUACAAAAAACAUUUGUUGAUGAU